This is a messenger RNA of Photinus pyralis (common eastern firefly), 1476 nucleotides long. Its product is annotated as platelet-activating factor acetylhydrolase-like. The coding region runs from base 199 to 1371 and encodes 390 amino acids. Gene Ontology annotation, molecular function: 1-alkyl-2-acetylglycerophosphocholine esterase activity. The transcript is spliced from 8 exons. The record is from RefSeq and is a predicted model, not a curated record. NCBI's taxonomy places the organism in Eukaryota, Metazoa, Arthropoda, Insecta, Coleoptera, Lampyridae.
CCAAAGAGUAUGAUCGAGUCACGAGUGAAAUCGCGCCUUGGGUUCAUCAUUUCUACCGUCCACGUUUUGUUGCUCCUUGCCCUACUAGUGUAAGUCGUGAAGUAGGAAAGAGAGCCACUAUCAGUAAGCUGUGAGAGAGCAUUAAAAGUUCCCUCCAUAACCUAGAAAACUUACGUGUUCGAUUUUGUGAAGUUCGGAAUGUGGUUUUUCAAUAACAAAUCAACGCACUUACCUAAGCCACAAGGUAAAUACGUACCAGGAUGCGUAGACGUAAUGUUGGACUACUCAAAGGAAGGUCUUUUUAUGAGGCUGUACUACCCAACGAGUUCUAAACAAGAACAGACACCAAAUCCAUCCAAAUGGCCAGUAUGGACCCCCGACGAUGAUACAAUAGACGGUAUUUCCCAGGCUAUAUUUCUAAAACCUUUUAUUCUUCGGUUUAUAACACGAUUGUUCUACGCUAGCAAGGUGUAUAGCCCCGCAUUAUUUGGCGAAAAAAUAAAUACCGAGAAUAAAUUGAAGUGCAUUAUAUUAUCUCAUGGUUAUGCGAGCAACAGAUACUUUUAUAGUGUGAUAUGCAAUGAGUUGGCGUCGCGGGGAUAUUUAGUGGCUGCUAUUGAACACAGAGACAACUCAUCAUGCUUCACAUACUACUACAAUAGCAAGGAGGAUGUAGAAAACGAUGUCAAAACGCCCAUACGAGUUCGACAGGUUCACGUGGGACAUUAUAUGGAGAGGAACAAGCAAGUCAACCAUCGCGCCGACGAAUGCAGCAGGUUACUGGAUUUUCUAAUUAGGCUUAAUGGCGGCGAAGUUCCCUUCAACAUAUUGGACGACUUAAACAAAAAUCUCGACUUUAAGCUGAGCGAUUUGGUGGGACGUCUGGAUUUGGACUCGCUGACGAUUGCCGGACAUUCCUUUGGAGGGGCGACCGCCCUCCUCGUUCUGUCAAAACGUAAAGAACUGAAGCGAGGAAUACUUCUGGAUCCGUGGAUGUUUUCGAUCAAAGGCGAAAAGUCGAUAGUGGAAGGUACGACGCAACCGUUGCUCUUUGUUAAUACGCAAACGUUCCACAUAUCUGCGAACGUGAAGGCGAUGGAGAAAUAUUUGAUAAACGCCGACCGGCAUAUGUUUACAAUUGUUGGCACCACCCACGAAACUCACACCGAUUCAGUACAUGUCAUGGGUUAUUGGUUAAACUGGUUCAUGAAGAAGUUGCACCCAAAGAUAGCGAUCGAUAUUAACAAUGGACUUAUGUUACGAUUUUUGAAACAUUAUACGUCGCAUGAUGAGAAUAUCGAAGAUAUGGAAAAGUGCUUAGAAGUGGAAAGGGCCAAUAUAGUACCUGGAUUGACUAGACCAUGGGCGUAGCUUCGUUAUUCUACGUAUUUUGUAUUAUGCGAGUAUAAAAAGUGGUAAUGGAAAUAUUUUAUUGGGUUGUUUCGGGAAUGUUUGAAUAAAUAAAUGUGAUAUUUA